UCCAUCUCCAGCUCCUCUCUCAGAGCCCACAGCACCAUGAAGGUCCUGGCAGCCAUCCUGGCCACUCUGCUGCUCCUGGCCACCUGCUCCCCAGCUGAAGGUCACCUUGAUGGUGUCCCCACCAAGUGCUGCUUCACCUACCAGACGAAGCCCAUCCCUCAGCGCCUCGUCAGCUCCGUGUUCGACACCAGCAGCUCCUGCAGCCAGCCGGGAGUGAUUGUGGUCACCCUGAGGAAGAAGGAGCUGUGUGCAGAUCCAAAGGAAAACUGGGUGCAGAAGCUCCAGAAGCACUUCCAGAACGCAGAAAACUGAGCCUUCCCUGCUGACAGCCGCAACCCCACCCCUGCACAGCCUCCAGACUCGGGCACAACAGAGAGGAUUUGACCCCCAGCCUUCU
Melozone crissalis (California towhee) is the source of this 397-nucleotide messenger RNA. Its product is annotated as C-C motif chemokine 3-like. Gene Ontology annotation, biological process: monocyte chemotaxis; chemokine-mediated signaling pathway; neutrophil chemotaxis. NCBI's taxonomy places the organism in Eukaryota, Metazoa, Chordata, Aves, Passeriformes, Passerellidae. Gene Ontology annotation, cellular component: extracellular region. The transcript has 3 exons. The coding region runs from base 37 to 312 and encodes 91 amino acids. Gene Ontology annotation, molecular function: CCR chemokine receptor binding; chemokine activity. The record is from RefSeq and is a predicted model, not a curated record.